Molecule: messenger RNA, 777 nt
Organism: Lotus japonicus
Lineage: Eukaryota; Viridiplantae; Streptophyta; Magnoliopsida; Fabales; Fabaceae
Exons: 1
Coding region: 1-777 (258 amino acids)
Molecular function (GO): RNA-DNA hybrid ribonuclease activity; nucleic acid binding
Source: RefSeq, a predicted model, not a curated record
AUGGUGCAAGCAACAUGGUUUGCUAGCAAUUUGGGAUUGAGCUUGCAGCAAGAACGUAAGUUCCAUGAUUUCAUGCUUGAGUUUUUGCAGGUAGCUGAUGAGGAACGACUGGGAGUUUUCCUGGAGGUUCUCUAUGCUGUAUGGAUCUCGCGUAAUGAGCUGGUGUUCCAAAACACGCAAGGUACGGUGGACCAAACUCUGCGGAAAGCUUCCUUGCUGCAUCCAGGACCUGCCAUGGUGCCGGUUCCAACUCACCCAGCGCGGCAACACCCUACACAUUGGUCACGACCUGCUCCAGGUCUCUACAAAAUUAAUUUUGAUGCAUCGGUUACUAAGGAGGGAAGUGGAGGAUUCGGUUUCAUUGCUCGGGACGUGCAGGCUGAGGUUCUCGCAGCGGCGUGUUGGCAUUAUGGUCCGGUUACGACCCCUACAGUGGCUGAAGCUUUAUCCAUGCGGUGGUCCAUGACGCUGGCGAGGGACCUUGGUUUCCGGAGGGUUGAAUUUGAAUCAGAUUGCUUACCGUUAGUUGAAGCAUGGAAACAGAAUGGUGGUUGCUCUUUUUUAGAUUCUAUUGUUAGAGAUUGUAAUUUUUUGCUUUCAAACUUUGAGGUGUUCUCUUUACGGUUCGUGCGCCGUACGGGUAACCGUGCGGCGAAUGCCUUAGCUUCUUUAUCUUUUUCUUUUGGUGAGGUUGUGUGGAUUGAGGAGGUUCCUUCUCAACUUAUUGGCCUUGUCCAAUCUGAUGUACUGGCCUCUGUGCCGUCUACUUCUCCUUAA